AUGAAUCUAGCGUCACCAGAAGACGGCAUUAUUGAAAAUGAUGAAGUUACAGUACAAACUGCAGGACCACAACAUAUAGAUAAUUUUAUUAAUUCUAGUCUUUUAAAAUUUCCGAAAAAUGAAAAUUCAAACAAUGCAUUACCACAACACUGCAUAUUGGAAAGCGAUCUGCCAAAUGAAGUUGAAUGUAUGAGCGUUUAUGACAUUUCUACUCCAAUAGCUACCAGUUUACUUUUUCAAAAACAAAAUUCCCUGGUUUCAAAUUUUCUCCAACACUCUUCUAGUAGUAACAUAUGA
Messenger RNA from Rotaria socialis, 297 nucleotides. Lineage: Eukaryota; Metazoa; Rotifera; Eurotatoria; Philodinida; Philodinidae. The record is from the annotation of a GenBank genome assembly.